AUGGCUUGGUAUAUUGAGGAACAGGAAUGCACUUACCUUGAUUAUAAUGCCACUACACCAUUGGAUAAGUUCGUUGAAGAUACGAUUGUGAAUUCCAUCAAGUUUUGGGCAAAUCCUAGCAGUAAUAAUUCACUUGGUAGAAAGGCAAAAGAGGUGAUAGAAGCUGCUCGAGAACGGGUUGCCAGUUUGUUAAAUGUCAGUGCAAAGGAAGUCUUUUUCACAUCUGGUGGCACUGAGUCAAACCAUUGGGUGAUUUACAACGCAGUCGAACAUUUUAAAGAAUCUCAUGACCAUGAAUUGAAGCCACAUGUAGUAACCUCAUCAAUAGAACAUCCAUCGAUUUUGGAACUACUGCGUUCUUUACAAACAAAAGGUGAAAUUGAAUACACCGCAGUUGGGGUGAGUGCAGAAACAGGCAUUGUGGAGCUAAAUGAAGUUGAAGAUGCGCUUUGCGAAAGAACUGUUCUUGUGUCAGUGAUGCUUGCAAAUAAUGAAACCGGCGUGAUCCAACCAGUUGCAAAGAUUGCUGAUAUUGCCCGACAAGCAAGUGAACGUUUUAAUUCGCGUAUUUUGGUGCAUACGGAUGCAGCACAAGCGAUAGGCAAAAUAGAAGUGGAUAUGAAAGUUUUGAAAACGGAUUUCAUCACGGUUGUUGGCCACAAAGUGUACGGCCCUCGCAUUGGUGCGUUGGUGAUACGUAAUGAGAAGACAGUUCCGCUGCAGGCCCUUUUUAGAGGUGGCUUCCAGGAGAAUGGCAAACGUGCAGGUACCGAAAAUACGGCAAUGAUCGCAGGUCUUGGUGCAGCUUGUCAAAUUGCGUCGGAACGAUUAUCUGCAAACAUGCGACAAAUGCGGCAUGUCAGAGACUAUUUCGAAGAACAGCUCAGGAGUAUAUUAGGUGACGCUGUCAGGAUACAUUUCACAAAAUCUGAACGCAUACCGAACACAAGCAGCGUAUCGUUCAUUAAAUAUCCUGGUAAUGCGGUUGAUUUUCUCUCUAAAUGCAAGUCAUUCACUGCAAGCACGGGUGCUGCAUGCCAUGCUGGAACGAAUGGUUCUUCCACAGUGUUACUCGCGUGUGGAUUGAGUGAAGAAGUGGCGUGUCGCACUGUACGUUUUAGUUUCGGACGCGAAUCUAGCGAAGAACAAGUCGAUCGUGUCAUAAAUGAAAUAAAAUCGGUUUGCUUCUUUGGUAAAUAUGGCAGCUCAUUAUUGAAAGCUAUCAACAAAGGUCCAGUAUCUGGAUUUUGA
Messenger RNA from Anisakis simplex (herring worm), 1251 nucleotides. NCBI's taxonomy places the organism in Eukaryota, Metazoa, Nematoda, Chromadorea, Rhabditida, Anisakidae. The record is from the annotation of a GenBank genome assembly.